Molecule: messenger RNA, 1896 nt
Organism: Saccoglossus kowalevskii
Lineage: Eukaryota; Metazoa; Hemichordata; Enteropneusta; Harrimaniidae
Biological process (GO): protein monoubiquitination
Molecular function (GO): ubiquitin protein ligase activity; zinc ion binding; protein binding
Source: RefSeq, a predicted model, not a curated record
AUGGCGUCCUGUUCGAUACCUUUAGAUGAAUUGGAUGACGAAUUUCUUCGGUGUCCGACGUGUCGAGAGAGAUUUUCGUCCCCGAAGUUGUUGACGUGCCAGCACGUCUUCUGCGUUCAAUGUUUAGAACAAUGGAUUUCGAAAAAGUCGGGAAAACUGCAUUGUCCUAUUUGCAGGACAGAACACAAACUGUCAAGCGAGGGUGUUGAUGGGCUACCCGAUAGCUUACUGACAAACAACCUGCUGGAAUUAGUCUGUGCUCACCAAGAAAUCCAAGAGAACUGCGUUUCAACGGAUGAACCGUUUGACGUGCAUGAGCAAUCGGAAACCUCACUACUUUCGCCAUUUUGCCCUGAUCACCCAGAUAAUGACCUUGACAUACUGUGUGAGACGUGUUCCAGACCGAUCUGCCAGCAGUGCGCAAAGACUACUGAUCACAAUGAACAUGACCUUCUUAAUCUAGCAGACGCCUGUCGAGAGCGGCGUAAGCAUCUACAAAAUGUUCGAGACAAACUUGACGCUAAUGUUUGGCGUGUUCAACAGAAGGUUUCAACUCUCGGAGUAAUGGUCGAACAGCUUGAUAAAGAUAACGAUAUAGCAGAGAGCCAGAUAAAAGGACACUGUGAUCUUUCAAUUGACAUGAUUGCAAAGUACGAAGCCAAACUGUUGGAUGAACUCGAAGACAAGUUUCAAAGACAGCUAAAUGGACUUCGGGAAGAGGAGAAACAAGCAGAGUUGCCCGGUUGGAUGGCAUGGUCCGAGUUUGUUGAUGGUACUAUAAGCUGUUCGAAUGAUUUAGAUUUUCUAAGGCGGGAAAAAACAAUUCGUCAGAAUUUUGAUCGUUUAGAGAUGAAAAUGAACCAUGAUAUCCCGACGUCGGAACUCUCGUAUUCCCUGAAAUUCCACAGCAACGAUGAUUUUUUAAACAAAUUCGAUGCCUCAAAUUUAGGUACAAUUUGUUUGGAGAAAAUACAUGAAGUUGUCGUGCCAGUUACGCAUGGAGAAAGCACCAGAACUACGGUAUGUACCCCCAAUUUUCGUGUUUUCCUUACUAUUGAUAAAUUCUGGUGCUCUUACAAUUGGACAACUAGAAGUCUGGAAUAUCCGCACGCUCUUGCGAUAUCACCUAAUGGCACAAUGUUUGUGGUUGAUAGUAAGGAACACAUUAACGUGUUUAGCGCCAAGGGUGAGUUUAUCCGCCACUUUCGGCCAAGCUUCACGUCCAACAAGCCCUGGCCCGUGAACACAUUCGACAUUACUGUAGUAAAUGAAGACGAGUUGGCCAUAACUGAUUUGACAAGUAAACGGGUCUUCAUCUGCUCCUUGGAGGGACGAAUUAAGAGGCGGUGCGGAGGGUCACCGCUGCGUAGUCCGGUCGGCAUUGCCUAUGGAAAAGAUGGUAAAAUUUACGUCGUCGAUAACAAAGCCUGCCGAGUUGUCGUAUUUGCUCUAAGUGGAAAAUGCCUGUACUACAUUGGACACCACGACAGCGGGCCUGGAAGAUUGAAGAAUCCACAAUACGUGGCCGUUAACAGUUGGAAUCACGUGAUUGUGACUGACACAAAUGACACUUCUAAGAAUAGAAUCUGUGUAUUUGAUUCCAGAGGCGAAUUCAUCUACGAAUUCGGGCAAAGCAGCAUGGAUGACGGGCACAUUCUUGCCCCACGUGGAAUAACCUGCGACCAGCAAAACAAUAUUAUAGUAUCGAGUUACCGUCGUGUUCUCAUACUGGGCCCGGACGGUACAUUCCUUGGAAGAGUGGAUGGAGCUGAAGGAGAGACCAUCCAGGAUCCACGUGGAAUUGACACGGUGGUAGUCAACGGGAAACUGCGAGUUGUCGUGGCCGAUAACAACGCCGGACAGGUGAAAGUGUUUGAACAGACAAACACACACUAA